AGGGAGCGGCUUGGGGCUGCCCCUCCAAGGCAUUCCUUGCUCACAAUGUAUAGAACAAAAGUCAGUUUGAAAGACCGUCAGCAACUUUAUAAACUGAUAAUUAGUCAGCUGCUAUAUGAUGGAUACAUAAAUAUUGCCAAUGGCUUGAUAAAUGAGAUAAAACCACAAUCAGUCUGUGCACCAUCUGAACAACUGCUGCACCUAAUUAAGUUAGGAAUGGAGAACGAUGACAGUGCUGUUCAAUAUGCAAUUGGACGGUCAGAUACAGUAGCUCCAGGCACAGGAAUUGACUUGGAAUUUGAUGCAGAUGUACAGACCAUGUCUCCUGAGGCUUCUGAAUAUGAGACUUGUUAUGUCACAUCUCAUAAAGGACCUUGUCGUGUAGCUACAUAUAGCAGAGACGGACAGUUAAUAGCUACAGGAUCUGCUGAUGCCUCAAUAAAAAUUCUUGAUACAGAGAGAAUGUUGGCCAAAAGUGCUAUGCCUAUUGAGGUCAUGAUGAAUGAGACAGCACAGCAAAACAUGGAAAAUCACCCUGUUAUUCGGACUCUGUAUGAUCAUGUGGAUGAAGUUACAUGUUUAGCUUUUCAUCCAACAGAACAGAUCCUAGCAUCUGGUUCAAGGGACUACACACUUAAAUUGUUCGAUUAUUCAAAACCUUCUGCCAAAAGAGCCUUCAAAUAUAUACAGGAAGCAGAGAUGUUGCGCUCAAUUUCUUUUCACCCUUCUGGAGAUUUCAUACUUGUUGGUACCCAGCACCCUACUUUACGACUGUAUGAUAUCAAUACUUUCCAGUGUUUUGUGUCUUGCAAUCCUCAAGAUCAGCACACUGAUGCUAUAUGUUCAGUAAAUUACAACGCAAGUGCAAACAUGUAUGUGACAGGAAGUAAGGAUGGAUGCAUCAAACUGUGGGAUGGUGUUUCAAAUCGCUGUAUCACUACUUUUGAGAAGGCACAUGAUGGAGCGGAAGUCUGUUCUGCUAUUUUUUCCAAAAAUUCAAAGUAUAUCUUGUCAAGUGGAAAAGACUCUGUAGCUAAACUAUGGGAGAUAUCCACUGGUCGAACACUGGUCAAAUACACAGGAGCUGGUUUGAGUGGACGACAAGUACACAGGACACAAGCUGUCUUCAACCACACAGAAGAUUAUGUGCUGCUUCCAGAUGAAAGGACCAUAAGUCUCUGCUGCUGGGAUUCAAGAACUGCUGAACGGAGAAAUCUUCUUUCUCUUGGGCACAACAGCAUUGUCCGUUGUAUUGUCCAUUCUCCUACCAAUCCUGGCUUCAUGACCUGCAGUGAUGACUACAGGGCUAGAUUUUGGUACAGAAGGUCAACGACAGACUAAGGACAGCUUUAUAAAACAGUGAUUAUCCAGAUUGAUUAUAUCAUCUUGUAUUGAUUGUACUGCCAACAGAUGCCUAGAUGAAAGCCGUGCUGUGUGUGUUUUUUAAUUCUGUCAAACGUGGCAGAAAAAAUAUAAAAACACUGAGAUUAAGUUUUGCCCCAUGCUAAUUUUUUUAUUAGUGUGUGUGGCAUUAAUUUUUGUAAGUCAUCUCUAAUUGUACUCAAGGGCGGGGGGGAGGGGCGGGCAGAAUAAAAUGAUCCUUGCAGGAAGGAUUAAACUUGUUUUCCUGUCUUUCUAAAUCCCGCGAAAGGUAAUGUGACUGUAUCUUGCUCAAACUGGGCAGUAUGAGCCAGUUUUGCUCUGCAUUGUAUCUGUGCAAUCCCACUGAAGUCUCUUUAAAGAGUGGAUUACACAAGUAACAGCAGAACUUAGAAAAUAUUUUAAUGAAGCCUUAAGCUGCCUUCAGUUCUGAUUCA
This is a messenger RNA of Phaethon lepturus (White-tailed tropicbird), 1817 nucleotides long. It is a transcript of the gene CSTF1, whose product is annotated as cleavage stimulation factor, 3' pre-RNA, subunit 1, 50kDa. Gene Ontology annotation, biological process: mRNA 3'-end processing. The transcript is spliced from 6 exons. The record is from RefSeq and is a predicted model, not a curated record. Gene Ontology annotation, cellular component: mRNA cleavage stimulating factor complex. Bases 46 to 1341 code for a protein of 431 amino acids. Gene Ontology annotation, molecular function: protein binding; RNA binding. NCBI's taxonomy places the organism in Eukaryota, Metazoa, Chordata, Aves, Phaethontiformes, Phaethontidae.